This is a messenger RNA of Rana temporaria (common frog), 1172 nucleotides long. Its product is annotated as urokinase plasminogen activator surface receptor-like. The coding region runs from base 67 to 963 and encodes 298 amino acids. The record is from RefSeq and is a predicted model, not a curated record. Lineage: Eukaryota; Metazoa; Chordata; Amphibia; Anura; Ranidae. The transcript is spliced from 7 exons.
GAAGGACCUGUUUAUAUUCAGCAUCAGGCAGCCAGCUGACACACACCUCUUCAUCAGUCACCCAGGAUGCACAGCAGUAUGAGACCCCUUCUCCACUUCGUGCUCUUCAUCGCCCUUGUGGGUCCAACUUCCAGCCUCCAGUGUUUCCAUUUUAAUGGCCUGCCAGACCACGCCCAUGAGGAACAGGUGAUGAAAACUUGUGAGAGCACUCACCAACACUGCUCCUCCUCACUUUUUACAUAUAGAGAUCUAUUGAACGGAGAGGUGUUGGUGAAGGGUUGUUCUACCGGGAAUACCUGCAACCAAACGCAGAGCGGCCCUGUGAAAUUCAUCCACACCAAGGAAACCGUCCUGUGCUGCGACACCGAAUUGUGCAAUGAACACUUGAUGCCAGAUCUAGGAGAGGAUCCACGGAUAGAGUGUCUGGCAUGUCAAGGAAAUCCCUCAUCUUGUGAUGGCAGCGGUCAUCCAAGCCUAAGAUGUGGCCCAUCCCAGAAAACCUGCAUUGAGGUCUCCAUCACCACUGCACUCAGUCAAGACAUCCAUCACACCAUGAUGAAGAGCUGUAGCAAUAGUUCAUCAUGUCCGGGACUCGCUGCUUUCAGUAACGGGCAAAAUCCGGUUUCGUAUUCUUGCAACCAUCGCUGCUGCAACGGCAGCCUGUGCAAUAAGGGAAACUUUAAAGUUGAAGAUCCUGGAAAGGAAAAUGGAUUGGAGUGCUACAGCCGAUCGUCUCCAGAAAAAGCCGGAACUAUGCGGUGUAGGGGGCCGAUGACGCAAUGUGUGGACUUGAUGGGCACAACGAAUUCCGGUAUACCAGUUAUGAGUGGAUGUGCCACCGAGGUCUUCUGUCAAGGGCUCUACCCAACGUUUCCCAUACCCGGAUGGACAAGAACUGUGUGCUGCACUGGGUCACACUGUAAUCAUGGCAAGAGCACCACUACCCAGGAUGGAAAACAUUAAAAGCACAAUAUACUCUGCUCAUUGAGAAUCAAUGAAGAUCCCAAACAGGGCUGAUUUAAAUUACAAGUGGGCACCGGGCCAGUGACCCCACCUGCGAGCCCCCAAUGCCUUUUACAAGCAAGCAUCGAUUGCUUGCACAUUAUAAUAAGCUUGUAUUAAGCUUCCUCAAAAAACAGAAAGAAUAAAGAAAUCAUUUUAUAUUCACAGAA